AUGCAACUCUUAUUAAAUUCAGUACUUUCUAUUGUCAUCUUAUGUACUUUAUCAUGUGUACAAUCAAAAAAAAUAGCCGAUGAACAACAUUGUGAAGUAUGUAUAAAAACUAUCAGUACAUUUGCUGAUACACUAUCUGAUGAAGACAAAGCUAGUGCAGAAAAAAUCGAAAAAACAUUUAAAACCUAUUGUAGUAAUGUAAAAGUUGAUUCAAAAGAACAUCGAUUGUGCUAUUAUAUUGGAGCAUUAGCAACAUCGGCUACAUACUCUAUUGGUGAUCUAUCUAAACCACUCUCAUGGGGUAUACCUGCAGAUAAAAUUUGUCGAGAAAGACUUGCUAAAACCAAUCCACAAAUUUGUGAUUUAAAAUACGAAAAACAAAUCGAUGUAAAUGCUGUGGAUUUAAAUAAGCUUAAAGUAAAAGAUUUGAAGAAGAUUUUAACUGAUUGGGGUGAAGCUGCUGAUUUCAUUGAAAAAUCCGAAUUUAUUAAGCGUAUCAAUGAAGUUAAAGAUAAAUAUAUCAAAUCAACAACUGAUAAAAAUAAAAAAGAUUUGUGA
Messenger RNA from Rotaria socialis, 558 nucleotides. NCBI's taxonomy places the organism in Eukaryota, Metazoa, Rotifera, Eurotatoria, Philodinida, Philodinidae. The record is from the annotation of a GenBank genome assembly.